This is a messenger RNA of Pseudophryne corroboree (corroboree frog), 2803 nucleotides long. Its product is annotated as zinc finger protein 260-like. The record is from RefSeq and is a predicted model, not a curated record. Gene Ontology annotation, molecular function: DNA-binding transcription factor activity, RNA polymerase II-specific; RNA polymerase II cis-regulatory region sequence-specific DNA binding. Lineage: Eukaryota; Metazoa; Chordata; Amphibia; Anura; Myobatrachidae. Gene Ontology annotation, cellular component: transcription regulator complex; chromatin; PcG protein complex. The transcript is spliced from 6 exons. Bases 245 to 2368 code for a protein of 707 amino acids. Gene Ontology annotation, biological process: regulation of transcription by RNA polymerase II.
CAGCCAGCACUAGGCUUACACUCUACAUAUCGGCCUUAUUACAGAAGCCUGAGACUCUUCCUGGAGGUAUUAGCCCUACACAAAAUGGCUGCCUGGGAGAGGACAAAUGUGUCACAUGACAGGGAAGCUCUAGUGGUCACCUGAUUUGUACUACACUACCCAGCAUGCUUUGUUUCCUCAUCUCAUUCCCUGAUAUCACACGGAUUACAGAUUUGUAAACUGACUCCACCUCACUUACGGAUACAUGAGACACAGUAACCAGAAGAUCCUGAAACUCAUCAACAAGAUCAUUCUGCUGCUGACUGGAGAGGAGGAGGAGUAUAUAGAGGAACACAGCGGUCUGUACAAGGACGUGAUGAUGGAGAAUCACCGGCCCCUCACAUCACUGGAUGGAUCCAGUAACAGAGAUACCCCAGAGAGAUGUCCCCGUCCUCUGUAUUCCCAGGAUUGUACAGAGGAGAAUCACAGGAUCCCACAGGAGGAUCAGGUAGAAGGUAUGUCUGACGUAAAGGCAGAAGAUACAGAGGGAGAAGAAGAGACGUAUGUGACUGAUAUAAAGGCAGAAGAUACAGAGGGAGAAGAAGAGACGUAUGUGACUGAUAUAAAGGCAGAAGAUACAGAGGGAGAAGAAGAGACGUAUGUGACUGAUAUAAAGGCAGAAGAUAUAGAGGGAGAAGAAGAGACGUAUGUGACUGGUAUAAAGGCAGAAGAUAUAGAGGGAGUAGAAGAGACGUAUGUGACUGAUAUAAAGGCAGAAGAUAUAGAGGGAGAAGAAGAGACGUAUGUGACUGAUAUAAAGGCAGAAGAUAUAGAGGGAGAAGAAGAGACGUAUGUGAGGGGUGAUCAGCAGUGUAAGGAGGAGGAGAUCCCUACAGAUAUCAGCACAGAUGGACGCAAUACAAGGAAUACCCCGGAGGGACAUCUCGUUUGGUCUCCAGAUUUUGAAUUAGAAGAUAAGAACAUCACACAAGGGUCUCCAGAAGAAAACCCCAUUUCCUUAAAUAUACAUCCAACACUUCACAGUGCAGAUAUAUCAUCUGAUCCCUCUGUUCCUGAGGAAUGUUCUCCUGGUAACUCACAUAUUGCUGCACCUAGGACAGAUCAUAGCGGUGAUACAGUCAUUUCCUCUUCUGGAUGUGGGAAAAGAUUUAAACAUAAAAGACAAGAGAUAAGUCAAACAGGCAAGAAGCCAUUUGCAUGUUCUGAGUGUGGGAAAUGUUAUGGACACAAAUCAAAUCUUUGUAGACAUCAGAAACAACACACAGAUGAUAGACCAUUUCCAUGUUCUGAGUGUGGGAAAUGUUUUAAAGAUAAAUUUUCUUUUUUUACACACACGAAACUUCACACAGGCGAAAAACCAUUUCCGUGCUCUGAGUGUGGGAAAUGUUUUACACAGAAAUCAGAUCUGAUUAUACAUCAGAGAAAUCACAAGGGUGAUAAAUCUUUUUCAUGUCCUGAGUGUGGUAAAUGUUUUACACAAAAAGCAGAUCUUGUUGUACAUCAGAGAAGUCACAUAUGUGAAAAGCCAUUACCAUGUUCUGAGUGUGGGAAAUGUUUUACACAAAAAUACCAUCUUGUUGCACAUCAGAGAAGCCACACAGGUGAAAAACCAUUUCCAUGUUCCGAGUGUGGGAAAUGUUUUGCACUGAAAUCAGCUCUUGUUAAUCAUGAGAGAAUUCACACAGGUGAGAAGCCAUUUCCAUGUUCUGAGUGUGGGAAAUGUUUUACAAUGAAAUCAUAUCUUGUUAAACAUGAGAGAAGUCACACAGGUGAGAAGCCAUUUCCAUGUUCUGAGUGUGAUAAAUGUUUUACACGGAAAUCAACUCUUGUUAGACAUCAGAGAAGUCACACAGGUGAGAAACCAUUUUCAUGUUCUGAGUGUGAUAAAUGUUUUAUAGUGAAAUCACAUCUCAUUACACAUCAGAGAAUUCACACAGGUGAGAAGCCAUUCCCAUGUUCUGAGUGUGGGAAAUGUUUUCCAGUGAAAUCAAAUCUCAUUACACAUCAGAGAAGUCACACAGGUGAGAAGCCAUUUCCAUGUUCUGAGUGUGGGAAAUGUUAUAAACACAAAUCACAUCUUCUUAUACAUCAGAGACAUCACAUAGGUGAGAAGCCAUUUCCAUGUUCUGAGUGUGGGAAAUGUUAUAAACACAAAUCACAUCUUCUUAGACAUCAGAGACAUCACACAGGAGAAAAGCCAUUUACAUGUUCUGAGUGUGGGAAACAUUUUACGUGUAACUCAUAUCUUGUUUCACACCAGAAGAGUCACACCGGUGAAAGAUCAUUUCCAUGUUCUGAGUGUGGGAAAUGUUUUACACAGAAAUCCUCUCUUGUUAGACAUCAGAGAGGUCACACUGGUGAGAACUAGCUAUUGCAAGACACAGUUUAAUUUCCUUGAACUGGUAGACAUGAAAUAAGGUUGCGUUAAUGUUUUACAUAUAAGAAUCUGUAAUACAAUUAUUUGUGUAGACACUGACUUUUAAUAGGAUCCAAGCCCUUUGUACAUAUUUGUAUAAGAUGAGGCAGCCAUCUUUAGCAAUUUCAGGCACGGGAUGCUGCACUUUUGGAGAACCGAGGGAAUGCCAUUCUUUUUGCCAGGACAAGACCUAUGGGAUAUGUCAGGCCUAAGGAUAUGGUAAAUAUCAACUGGUUUUAUCCUACUACCUAAUACUGUACCUGGCUACACCAACUGACUAUACCACAUGGCGGGCUAUUACGAGAGAAUGCACUCUAUGAACUCUAAUGCACUAUGUUUUAAUUCAUUAUAUGUGUGUCUUCUUGCUAUAAUAAAAAGCUGCAAUGU